Messenger RNA from Caenorhabditis remanei, 1281 nucleotides. RefSeq lists its product as uncharacterized. Gene Ontology annotation, cellular component: Cdc73/Paf1 complex. NCBI's taxonomy places the organism in Eukaryota, Metazoa, Nematoda, Chromadorea, Rhabditida, Rhabditidae. Gene Ontology annotation, biological process: transcription elongation by RNA polymerase II. Gene Ontology annotation, molecular function: RNA polymerase II complex binding; chromatin binding. The record is from RefSeq and is a predicted model, not a curated record. The transcript has 7 exons. Bases 1 to 1281 code for a protein of 426 amino acids.
AUGUCACAUAACUCAUCGGAUGGCAAGCGAAUAGAGCCACCGCGAAAAGUGGAUUUUAUGCUGAAACCGCGAUUCACCAACAAUGUUCCAGACGUUCCGUUCGAUGCGAAGUUCAUGCCAUGCCCAUUCGUGCCUCUCAGCAGAUUCGUCGAGUACAAGCAGUCAGGUAUCGAUCGUGACUGUAAGCACGCUGUCAUUUGUGACGAUGAUAUGGGUUUGAAUGUGGAUUUGAUUGAUUUGAGAAAAUAUGAUGAGGAUGUUGCGGGAGAAGUUGAGGAAUUAAACGAGAAGGAUCAAUACCUGCUUGAGGACGAAAAUACGUCAAAAAUGAGUCUGAAACGGUCGGCGCAGCACUCGAAACUUGUUCCGUGGAUGCGGAAAACCGAGUAUAUAUCGACGGAAUUCAAUAGAUUCGGUGUGACCGCUGAUCGACAGGAGACGAAACUUGGUUAUAAUUUGAAGAAGAAUCAACAGGUCGAGGAUAUGUAUCGUGAUAAGCAGAGCCAGAUUGAUGCCAUUAAUAAGACGUUCGAUGAUGUCCGCAAACCAAUCACCGAGCAUCACACGAAGAAGGGAGUGAAACCAGUCGAAGAGGCGUACAUUUUCCCAGAUUUCGAGCACUGGAAACAUCUAUUCGCUCAUGUUCAAUUCGACGGUGACACUGUGACGACUGAUUUGGCGGGUGCCGAGAAACGACAGGCUCAAGAGAGUUCUGUCAUUAAGGCGAUGGAAUUCGAGGAUCAGAAAUUCGCCGCUUUGUUCGUUCCGACGAUUGAAUGUCUGACUCAUAUGAUGGAGGAUUUGGAGAUGGAUCGAUCUUUCGAUCCAGAUCAGAAAUAUGAAUUCUUGUUGAGCAGAGAGUACGAUUUUAAGUAUGAACCAGUCGCACCACGAGACCGUGACGUCUUCGUCUUCUAUCAUCGUAACGGAAUCUACCAAUACAACGAGAUUGAGAGUAAUGUGAAAAUGACGAGACGCAGAAAGAUGGCUUUGAGUCGAGCCUCCAAACUGACGAUCCAAUAUCGACCAUUCACGGAGCAAGAGGAGGAGGGAAUGGAGAAGAGAGUGGACGAUUUGUAUGAGCAACCGAAGACACGAAAGCAGGAGAUGUUGGAGAAAAUUCAGGAGGAGAAGGAGAAGAAUGGCGGCGACAGCAGCGAUUCAGAAGGCGAGAAGUCGUCACGUAAGAAGGCUCCCAGCAGCAGCAGUUCGGCCGCCGAUUCAUCUGGAGACGAGGCGCCAAAGAAGAAACUUCCGAUCUCGGAUAGCGACAGUGAUUGA